AUGCGAAUUACAAGCAAGACGCGCCUCGGGCUGUACACGCCCCUCGACUGGGCGCUCGCAGCAACGGUCUACCAGACGAGAGGGUGGACCUUUCAAGAGCAAGCCCUAUGUCAACGAGCACUCUGUUUCGUCGUCAACAAAGUCUUCUUUCGCUGUGCAAGCGACGAGUUCAGCGAGGCAUGCUUAGACCAGCCAGUCUCCAAGAAGAAACACGAGUGGGAGGAGCCAUGGUCCCCGCCCCAGGCGUUCCGGCUCAAGUAUCCAGUGCGCGACUGGGAAGACAUCGUCAGCCGCUACUCUGCCCGGGCUCUCACGGACCAAAGAGACGUCCUGCGUGCCGUCGAGGGGAUCAUGCGCCGCGCGACAGAGAAGUGGAACAUCCGGUUCAUCGAAGGUACUCUAGUCCAGGCCAUGGACUUCUUUCUGCUUUUCGGAGCCGGGUUCACCUCGAUGACUGCAAGAAGGCGCCGGGAGGGGUUUCCCAGCUGGUCGUGGUCGGGCUGGGUGGGUGCUAGUCGCGUUCGUCCGAGCCAAGGACAUGUCUUCUACCAACUUCACCACUGGCUCAAGCAGAAGUGCUGGAUACUGUGGUAUGAAAGAGGAGUAGACGGGGAGUUGAGACUCUUCACAGAUCCUGUGCGCAACUCGCCAAGUGGACCUUGCUACAGGGAGCGCUUCAAAAGCCAGCUCCCUACUGACUCGGACGCCUUUCGCACUGCACCGUCCUUAUCGCCAACCGUGACACCCGUAUACUCUGUUCUGCAAUUUUAG
Messenger RNA from Colletotrichum aenigma, 771 nucleotides. RefSeq lists its product as uncharacterized. Lineage: Eukaryota; Fungi; Ascomycota; Sordariomycetes; Glomerellales; Glomerellaceae. The coding region runs from base 1 to 771 and encodes 256 amino acids. The record is from RefSeq and is a predicted model, not a curated record. The transcript is spliced from 2 exons.